GGCCAGGGAUCAGCAAUGGGAGCAACAGAUGACAUGCCAGUAGUCUGUCAAUACGUUUGUAACUUGGUAAUCAGAAAGGUUCUACCUGCCUCUUUCCAAUCCUUUGAUUUGAUCUUCAUUAUUUGGUUUACCAUUUCUAGGUCAAAUGAGGAGGAGGAGGAGGAGGAGGAGGAGGAAGAGGAGGAGAAGGAGGAAGAAUGGAAAGACUGUCCUGAUUAUACAACUUCUGGUGAAAACAGCUGUUACUUCAAUGCAUCCUUCACCUCCAUUUGGGUCCCUUACUCUGUUCGGCUUUACAUUGCCGAUCAGCUAUACGAUGAAAAAGAUUUCCGGGUGGAAGAGAUAGUCGUUCCAGAUCCUCCAUUUGGGCUGAACUGGACAGUGCUAUACACCAGCCCAAGUCGUGUCUUUACUGAUGUUCAGGUUUCAUGGAAGCCUCCACUCUCUGCAGAUGUUGUUAAUGGAUGGAUCAUACCUGUCUAUCAGCUUCAGUAUAAAUCCGUCAAUGAAACAGAAUGGCAUGAGGUGGAUUCAAAACAUGCCACAGAAGUUCCAGUAUAUUCUUUAAAGACAUGCCGAGAUUAUGAGAUGCGGGUUCGAGCAAAAGGAUUACCUGAAAUUUAUGGCGAAUUCAGUGACAUCCUGUAUGUAUCAUUUGAUUCAAAAGGACUGGUGCCAUGUGAAGAAGAAUUGCAAAUUGCUUGGCCUUUGGCGAUAGCCUUUGGAACACUUGGCCUAAUUGUGAUACUGUCUUCAAUCUUCUAUUCUAAACAACAAAAGUUGAAAAUACUAAUAUUUCCUCCUGUUCCAGUGCCCAAAAUUAAAGGAAUUGAUCCAGACCUAUUAAAGAAAGGAAAAUUGGAUGAAGUUAAUUUCAUAUUAGCAAGUCAUGGUAGCUACAUGCCCCAGCUUUAUGGAAAUGACUCUUGGGUGGAAUUUAUUGAACUGGAUAUAGAUGACGCUGAAGAUAGAACCGAAGGAUCAGAUACUGAAAGGCUCCUUGGUGAUGUUCACACAAAGUCUCAUGGCUGCCUUGCAGUGAGGGAUGAUGAUUCUGGACGGGCCAGCUGCUGUGAGCCUGAUGUCCCAGAGACUGAUUUUAGUGCAAGUGAUACAUGUGAUGGAGCUUCUGACAUUGAUCAGUCCAAAAGGGUAAGUGAUAAAGAAGAGGAUCUCUUGUGCCUUGAUCAAAAAGACAACGAGAAAUCAAUCCCAGGUCUUGACGAUGCAUCUGCCUGCUUGCCAUUGGAUAAUCCAACCAAAGAACAGGACCUAAAAUCCCAUGUGCCUGCCACUGAGAUAACCAAUCCACUAGUCCAGACCCAGUUGAGCAAUCAAAGUUCACUAAGGAACAUUGAUUUUUACGCACAAGUCAGCAACAUUACACCAAGAGGAAGUGUUGUGCUCUCCCCAGGACAAAAAAUGAAGACAGGAAAAACUCAAAGUGAAGCUCAGAGAGAACCAGUUGCACAGUGUCAAUCAACCUUGGCCAUGGACAAUGCCUAUUUCUGUGAGCUGGAUGUGAAAAAAUGUGUCACUGUCACACCCCCCAAAGAAGAUGAGCCAGAAGUUCAAGUACAGAGCUUUUCAGAGGAUGCUUACUUGACCACUGAUAGCCUUGUCCUUCAUCCUGUGAUCCCUGCUAUGGUAACAACAGCUGCAGAAGAAAAAGAUCCGGAAGCUUCUGAGAUACCUGUGGCAGACUAUACCUCCAUUCAUAUGGUACAGUCCCCACAAGGUCUUGUUCUCAACGCAACAGCUCUCCAUGUGCCAAGCAAAGAAUUCAUCAUGUCAUCUGGCUAUGUGAGCACAGAGCAACUUAACAAAAUCUUGUCAUAGGUUUCUUUCUUUUUUCUUUUUAGUAUGUAGGAAACUGUAUCAUCCCUAGCUCUCUGAAGCUCAGAACACAUAUGGAGUUGGAGUUUUCCAAUUCAGUACAGUGUUACAGAAAACGUCUGAAGUUCACAGAACACUUAUUAACUAUGAUGUGAAUGGGGAGGCCAAUUCCCAAAAGGAAUUCUGUGUUCCUAUGCUUUAACCAGAGCCAAGGUGUCCAAUAGAUUCAGAUGGUUGGUGAUGAUGCAGUCCUUUCCACUUUUACCUGUGUUGUUGAAUCAAUCACAGUAUUGCUUUUGUGUCUUGUAAAUAUUGUCUAACCAAAUGUUGCUGGUGCUGAUUCAGUAGCAUGACUGUCCUUCAUUAUAGGUGUUGCUUUGGGCUUCUCCCAAACACAUUGGGUAUCUGUGUCAUGCAUUGUAAAUCAUUUUUUUUUCUUCAAAAAGCUAUUAGCAAGUGUGGAAUUUUGUUUGUUUGCUCGCUUGUUUGAAGAUUUUGAAAUGUUUAUACUGGGAAUUGGAGAAUGAAAGAUUAGAUAAAGAAGCAAAAAAAGUUUUGUUAAGUAAAGCAUUAUUAUGGUUAAUAUAAAUAGAAAUCUACUUUAAUACUUCAGGUAAGCAAGCAUGAAUAUUUUAUACUUGGACUACAUUCUGAGGUUUAAUUAUUAUGAUCGAUGUAUGGAAUGUGUCUGCUGCAAUCAGUAUAGCAAUUACCAAAAGAAUAAGGAAAAUAUUUUUAUAUCUCCAUCAAAGCUAUAGAGAAUUUUAAGUUGCAGCGCUGCUGGGGGUGGGGGUGAUCAUUUCUUAAAAGCACUAUUCAUAUUUUUACCUUUUGUAGCAAACUAAAAACAUGUACAACAUUGAAUAUUUUUGUAUUGGUAAAACCAAUCUGUCAUUACAGUUUUAUAACAGUAAAGCCUAAAAUGGAUUUGGAAUUUGAGGGCUUUUUAGGAAUACAAUUAUUUUUUUAUGACUAAGUAGGCGAUUUAAUAGUGUUCUUCACAAGAAAGUGUUUACAUCCCUUAAAUUUUAAACAACAAACCUAAUAUUAAUAUAGAGUCAAAAAUUAUCAUCAUUUUAGAUUGUGAAUCGAAUGAAAAUACAAAAUUCAAUAGAACAGUAUUAUGAACAGUAUAACUUUUUAAAUUAGGAUAAUAUGCUAAUUAAUACCGAUGUAGGAAAGUUUUAAAGAAUUAGUGUGCUUAAAGCCUUAUGUGUAUCUGUUCCUUUCUCAAGGUAUGCCUUAACAUACUUUAAUUUUAUAUUUUGUUUACAUAAACGAGGUUUAAAUUCCUUUUCAAAUAUGCAGUCUGCUUGGGGUUUUUUCCUUGCUGUUUUCCAGACUGCUAAUAUUAAUCUCAGCCUUAGCCUGUCUGGAGGUAACCCGUUCCUAAACGUCACGCAAAUGUCACACAAACUUCCCAGAGUUACUGAUUUGAACUGAGAGUUUAUGACCUGGGGGUGGGAAGCCUUGUGCCAUUUAAAGGUUCCUUGUUCUGAUUCAGAAAGCUUCUCCCUUUAGCCUCUUAUUGAAUUUAGCUUCCCCAAGAUCUUUAGCGCAGGUCUUUUACAUUACCUAUUGCCUCAGUCUAUUAUUUUUUUUUAAAAGAUGUCAGGGAUCAAUCCGUGGACCUUUCUGCACAUAAAACAUGGAUUAUAUCGCCGAGCCACUAAUCCCUGACAGGAGCAAAAAUGUGAAUGGGGAAACAUUGCAGUGAAUUCAGAGGUACUCAGAGAUGAUUAUAGGUUGUGCCCCCUAUGGAAAGGGUGCAGAUAUUUUGCACUGAUCACAAUAAUGGAAACCCACCAAAAAGAAAAAACGUUGGAAAAGGAAGGGGGAAGGAAUGUGUAGGAUUUGCCUCUGAACUGGUCUUAAAAGGAUUUAAAUCUAGAAGAAAAAUCCUUCCUUUUCAUUGCUGUUCCCUUCAUGGGCCAUUACAAUUAAUGGCCAUAUGAUAAGCUGUGAUAAUAAUGAUAAUGAUCGUAAUAUGUAGAUUAUAACUGCCUUCUGGGAAAUACGUUGAUAUUAUACCUGGGUGGCAGUUUUGUUAGUAUUGUUUUGAUUUGUUUUAAAGAAGUAAGGUGAAGGUCUUGUUACGUGUAUUUGCCAUAGUCUUCAGUCUUAAAGACAAGUGUAGUGCAAUUGUUUCUGGUUUAUUUAGAAAUAAACCAUAGAAUGUGCUAUCGGGCCAACUUCCGUUUGGUGGGUUUUUAUGUUGGCCAAACAAAUAAGGAUGAAGUUUCCAAAAAGCUCACAUAGGACAUCUAAAUAAAGUUGCUUGGGAUGACACCACCACGGAAAAAGAAUGUAAGCUUCAUUUAUUUACAUUUUUGAAAGAUUGACUCUUUUUUCCAUAUAGGUACUCAUCACACUAAGCUAAUUGUCACUAGAAAAACUGGGGGUGGGAAAGAGGAUGGUGGGAAACAUUAGCAGGUUGUAAGAGACCCUGUCAGCAAAGAACAGCUAGAAUGAAAAGAAUACCAAGUGAGCAGAUCUGACAUCAAGCUUUAGUAAACAUAUGAAAUGGUGCAGAAAUUUUAAAAUGACCACGCACCUGCUUCUCAGCUACGAUGUUAAUCCUGUGUUGUAUAAGUAGGCCUUGAGUAGAAAUGCACAUUUUAGCUGGAGAUUGAAUCAUAGUAUAAGAAAAUUGCUCAGAAUCAAGUCAGUGCUUCAGAAAUAAACUUUUCUGAUAUUCAUUCUUUGGCUUGCAUUUGGCUUUUGUAUUUAAGAUGUAUUUUCUCUAACAGCUGGAACCUUUGAUUUUAGGCACUAUUGCAAUUAGAGCUAUGUAGGCCGUUCUUAAUGACAAGGGAAAUUAAUGAUACAUUUCCCUUGAUGGAUGUUUUUUUUUCCAUCACCAAAAACUAGUUAAAUACCUCAAUCUCAGAAUGUCCUUUGGUACUUUGCUGGUUACGUAAAACAAUAUACCACAGUAUGACGAUUUGUGUAUUUCUGUUUUAUGUAUUUAACUUGCCUUAUGUCAGUGUUCUGAUUCCAUCCUCAAAGUUUAAAUAAAUUUAUUUUCUUUAAUUCA
Messenger RNA from Thamnophis sirtalis, 4873 nucleotides. NCBI's taxonomy places the organism in Eukaryota, Metazoa, Chordata, Lepidosauria, Squamata, Natricidae. The record is from RefSeq and is a predicted model, not a curated record.